AUGGUCAAGUUUUCUAGUGGUAUGUGGUGGGUCGGUCCGCACGUUUCCAUCAGUUGGGCUACGGAAGUCGUCAAGAGCGAAGCCUUGGAAGAUCGCAUCCGAUGUGUUGUGUCAACGAAGCGUAUCAAUCAUCGCGGCGAUACGCUCAAUACGCCGACCAUCACUAUGGAGUGUUCCUCUCCAAUCCCCGACACCCUGUUCCUUGAGGCAUAUCACUGGAAGGCGCAGCAGCCGACGUUAAAUGGCCCCGACUAUGAAGUGUUCCCCGAUGUCGAUAUUGACAAGUUCUGCGCGGAUCGGCAAGAUGGGCUGGGAACAUCCAAGACAGAAUCAGAGCUCAAGAUCGCAACUAAAACUCUGUCUGCCGUCUUCGAUACGCGUCCGGGGAUUUUCAACCUUGAUAUCAAGUCCCACAACGUCAAGAAUCCGACAAGCAUCACAUCGUCAUCAAACUACCUUCUUACCCAGCUGGGCUGGCGAUCUGUGGGCUAUGUUAAGCACGAUACGAACUUCGAUCAUCCCAAUCUCACCCUAGCCGAUCCUGACAAGGGAAAGAAGUGGAUGACGCUGCAGUUCCAGCUUUCUGUGGGCGAGAAGAUAUACGGUCUCGGAGAACGAUUUGGAUCGUUCAUUAAGAAUGGCCAGACCGUAGACAUGUGGAACGAGGAUGGUGGGACGUCAUCCGAACUAACGUAUAAGAACGUACCCUUCUAUAUCAGUUCUCGGGGCUAUGGAAUAUUCGUCGCGUGUCCAGGUGCUGCGAGUUUUGAGGUUCAAAGUGAACGAACUACGCGUGUCAAUAUAUCUGUACCCUUUGAGAAACUGUCCGCCUACAUCAUCCAUGGCCCCACGCCUGCUGCCAUCAUCGAGCGAUACACCAUGAUCACUGGUCGUCCCGCCCUUCCUCCUGCCUGGACGUUCAACCUCUGGUUGUCGACAUCGUUCACGACAAACUACGACGAAGGAACCGUGACUAAAUUCUUAAAAGGGAUGGAGGACCGCGACAUUUCGGUCGGCGUUUUUCAUUUUGAUUGUUUCUGGAUGAAAGGAUUUCACUGGUGUGAUUACGAGUUCGAUACUGACCUCUUCCCGGAUGCCAAAGGGCAGUUGGCUCGACUGAAGGAGAAGGGGUACAAGAUCUGUGUCUGGAUAAACCCUUACAUAGCGCAAGAGAGCAAGAUUUUUGACGAGGGCGUGAAGAAGGGAUACUUCAUCAAGAAGCAAGACGGGAGCGUGUGGCAGUAUGAUUACUGGCAAGCCGGCAUGGCAUGGGUGGACUUUACGAACCCUGAGGCGUGUAAAUGGUACCAGUCAAUGCUGACGACACUCAUGGAUAUGGGAGUCGACUGUUUCAAGACCGAUUUUGGUGAACGAAUCCCUACCGGGAACACAGUCUAUUUCGACGGGUCCAAUCCAGAAAAGAUGCACAACUACUACGCUUUUCUGUAUAACAAGGUCACAUUUGACGUCAUCGAGAAGGAGGUCAGCGCUUUCCGGUCCAUUGGGGAGGUGACCCAAUGUCGACUUUCGAGGCUAUGGCUGAGACUCUGCGAGGUGCACAUUGCACUAUUGUUGACAAAUACCAAAGGUGGCUUUGAAGGAAAGCCAGAUCCGGCUCUUUACAAGCGAUGGUUCGCCUUUGGAUCGUUGUCAAGUCAUUCCCGUCUUCAUGGAAGUGGGAGCUUCCGUGUACCCUGGCUUCUUGACGAGUCUGGCGAAGCCGACGCAGUCUUAAAGAAAUUCAUCGACCUCAAACUGACCUUGAUGCCCUAUCUGUUUAUCACGGCGAUCAAAACACAUCAGACUGGAGUUCCUAUGAUGCGUCCAUUAUUCGUUGAAUUUCCGGAAGAUCCCACAGCUUGGAACAUAGAUACGCAGUACAUGCUCGGGCCCAAUCUCAUGGUUGCUCCCGUCUUCAAUGCCGAAGGCUCUGUGCAGUACUACGUUCCAGAAGGCAAUUGGUACGGAAUAAUAGAUAGGAAGAUCCGCACUGGCCCCAAGUACUUUACCGAGACUCACGACUUCAUGAGCCUUCCUCUUCUUCUAAAGCCUGGCGGCGCUGUCGUCAUGGGAAAUCCCAGUCGCAGCCAUGGUCGGAAACUGGCUGUUUACGACUACACUUCGGACUUUACCGUUCUCGUGAACCCGCCUUCGGAGGAAAGGAUGGAUAUCGAGGUUGAGCUCCCAAAUAGCGAAGGUGACGUUGUUACACUCUUGAAGGUGGAAGGAAGUUCAAGGACUGGAGUUACGGUGAGCGUUUUAAGAGGAAUUGUGAGGGGUCCUUGGAGGGUCAGAAUCGUCAACGAAUUAGGGGUGGAAUUCGACGCUGCGGUCACUCAGGGUACAAUAGUUACGGUAUGUGCCUGUUAAUUGUUAAAUUUUUCCUCCUGUAGCUAUAAAUAUACAUAGCACAUAUCUAUACUUGUCCACAGUUAUAAAAAGAAACAUUCCAAUUUCCUAAUAACCACUAGUAACCAGGCAGAUA
Molecule: messenger RNA, 2485 nt
Organism: Desarmillaria tabescens
Lineage: Eukaryota; Fungi; Basidiomycota; Agaricomycetes; Agaricales; Physalacriaceae
Product: family 31 glycoside hydrolase
Exons: 10
Coding region: 1-2370 (789 amino acids)
Biological process (GO): carbohydrate metabolic process
Molecular function (GO): carbohydrate binding; hydrolase activity, hydrolyzing O-glycosyl compounds
Source: RefSeq, a predicted model, not a curated record